GGGGGCCAGUCGCUUGUCAAGGUGGUUGGGUUGGCUAGUGUGUGGUGCAGGUAAGUUUAAGCUUUUCCAUUUACGUUACUCUUAUAAAUAGUAUUUUAAGUUAUUGUGAUAAUAUUGUGCAAGAUGAAAAAUUAUAAUGCUAAUGUUACUGGAAAUGAUCAACAAUGCAAAUGUUUUAACUCAAUUUGAAAUGUUCAAUUUGAAAAUAUUUGGUUCAUAAAAUGGAUAAUUAACUGUUCAUUUUUGUAUUAUUACUAUAGUUAUUUUCUUAUUUAUCAUUGCCAUCAUGCAACAUUUUUACCGCUCCAUACAAUUGCACAGAGUUACAUGAAGAAACCCACAGGAAAGCUCUCAAGGUGUAACAGAGGGAUAGGGACAAUGCAUUUACUAUUUACAUGAUAUAAAUGUAAUUGUCACUUUGUUAGUUAUAAGAACUGUCCAAAAUAGGUUUGAUAGUUGUGCAAAUAUCAAUUUCAAUUGCAAUCAUUGUAUUUGUACUGUGUUUUGAGGUUGAGAUCUGAGAUGCUAGUCGUUUUCCACCUCAUUUACACUGUGUAUAUUUCCAUGAGUUAUCCAUACAAAACUCAUGCUGGAUCAAUUUGUAUACAUCUACACAGACACCCACCCAACCACACACGUGCUCACACACACACACACACACACACACACACACACACACACACACACACACACACACACACACACAUACACACAUACAUACAUGCACACACACGCACAACAUUUCUAUUAAAAAAUAUAUAUUAUUUAGUUUCAGUUGUAGUUUUAGUGUUAAGGACAGAGAGUAGCCUAUGCGUGGGAGGCUAGCAGCCAUUUACAGUAUGUGUUGUAUAGUUUAUGUGUUUUUGGGGAUGUCACUUCUUGCCACUUUGGGGCAGUAAUGCAUAAGAUGAUGGGUCAGGUCAUAGGUUAGGUUAGGUUUAUAGGUAGACUCUGCGGGAUGACGUAGAUGCACAAAGUAAACAGUAGUAGUGCUGGGUCAAUUUCCGCAAAAACGUUUUGGUCCCAUAGCUACCACAUUGUAGCAGUGUGAAGCACACCCGUGUACAUCCGCAGAUACUCCGUAUGACUGUAUGAGAGCAAAGUUUUGCAUCGUGCUCAUCGCAAUGCUUGAGAUCUCCUGAUAUACAAGCUGAUCAAACGGAUCAAUUUUGUCAAGUCAGUGACCAUCUUUGGUCACCACCUUUCAAAGUGUGUUGCAUUGAACUGCAUGAACUGCAUGAACUUUACAAAAACCAUGUGAUCAAUGGUCAUGAAGUUUUGACUGCAGUCGACCGCAAGUUUGUGCAGUUGCUCUUCACCAACUUCAUCCUGCAGCUAUCACCUGCAUUUUGGGAGGCUCUAUUGUCAACCAAUCAUAAGGGGGGGUUUAUUUGACCCAUGUGAAUGUGACCAAAGAUAUGACUGAAACAGGAACCAAUUUGCCGCGAUUUAUGGGUACUGUGAAUAUAUACAAAUAAAUGUGAUAUUUGAGGCUCUAUCUCACUAAGUGAUUGUACAAUGUGUACACAUAAUAUUGUAUAAAAAUGUCAGUUUUUGAGUGUGUGAUAUGGGGGUAAGAGAUAUGUUUAUUUCGACAUUAUAAAGAAAACCUUUUAUAAACAAUGGCAACACUGCCAUGUUGAUCUGAGCCUUGCUGUUGGAAAUCUACAUUAGUGUCUGACUUUCAGCUGUUGCAGAAAGUGAUCAAUGGUCAUGAACCUCCGACUUCACUCCUCCACUUUCGUCUACAGUCGUUUGCUUUAGCCUUUAUCACUCAAACGAGCCCAAUAUCAGCGGUGCUGUUCAUUGCAACGUCAUCUCACUGAGUCUACCUUUCAAUUAUAAAGUUAAUUUCAGUGUGACCCGCCAGAUUCAGAAGCUUUAAAACAUUAGAAAAAAAAUACUGGGCAUAGAUGUCAAUUCAACGUCUAUUCCAUAUUGGUUCAACAUAAUUUCAUUGAAAUGACGUGGAAACAACAUUGCAACGUCAUCUCACUGAGUCUACCUUUCAAUUAUAAAGUUAAUUUCAGUGUGAACCGCCAGAUUCAGAAGCUUUAAAACAUUAGAAAAAAAAUACUGGGCAUAGAUGUCAAUUCAACGUCUAUUCCAUAUUGGUUCAACAUAAUUUCAUUGAAAUGACGUGGAAACAACAUUGCAACGUCAUCUCACUGAGUCUACCUUUCAAUUAUAAAGUUAAUUUCAGUGUGACCCGCCAGAUUCAGAAGCUUUAAAACAUUAGAAAAAAAUAUACUGGGCAUAGAUGUCAAUUCAACGUCUAUUCCAUAUUGGUUCAACAUAAUUUCAUUGGAAUGACGUGGAAACAACCCCCCCCCCCCCCCCCCCCCCCCCCCCCCCCUUAAAUGAACAACAACUGAACAUAAUUCACAUGGUUUUAAUUUUAUUUUAGUUAGUUUUGAAGUGAAAGAUAAUAGUUUCAGUAUAAGUUUGGUUUUUCAAACGGGUUUAUUAAUCGUUAUUUCAUAAUUAGUUUAAAUUUUAGUUUCAGUUUUAGUUUACUAUAAUAACCUUGACACACACACCUGUCUAGUCUGUCUAAUCUGACUCUCUACUACCCUUUACCUUGCUCUGUUUUGGAAAUAAUCCAUACUGUUGUCACAGACAACUUCUAUCCUCAGCUCCCGUCAGAGAUUUGUGGAUGCUGUGACAGGCCACAACAGACUUUAUGUAACAAGGAAGACAGGACCACAGGAAUACAUGUAGACAUGCACUCAUGCACUCAUACAUUCAUGAGCUGAAUAAAGAGUUAUUUGACCACGCACACCAGUGGUAUCAUGAACUUUACCCAGUACCAGGACAUUUUAGCCCAAAACCUGUUUACCUCUGCCCGGAGGCUGAAACUUGGCCACAAGUUGCUCUUCCAGCAAGACAAUAUCCCCAAGGACACAUACAAAUCCAUAGAGAAAUGAUUAAUUGGCCACAAAAUCAACAUUUUGCAAUGGCCAUCUCAUUCUCCGGACUUGAAAACCUGUAGUUUGAAUUGAAGAGGGCAGUCCGUAAGCACAGACGAAGGAUAUCAAGGAUCUGGAAGGAUUCUGUAUGGAGGAAUGGUCUAAGAUCCCUCCCAAUGUGUUCUCCAACUCAUAAAACAUUUUAGAAAAAGGCUCAGUGCCAUUUUCCUCUCAAGGUGAGGUAUUGAAAGGUAUUGUAAACAGGGGUGUCAAUAUUUUUUACACUUACCUUUUUGAGAAAAAAUUAUUUCCAAAGUGUUUAGAGCAUAUAAUAUAGCUCAGUACUACAGAAUUAUUACUUUUCCAUAGUCAUUUUUGCUCAUCAUUAUCAAGGGUGUAAAUAAUUUCAAACUCCACUGUAUACCCACUCAUUCAAUCAAUAAGGGCAGAAUCCUAACAUUAACUCACAUUUUUGUGCAAAUCUGUUAUACACUGAACAAAAAUAUGAACGCAAUAUGUAAAGUGUUGGACCCAUGUUUCAUGACCUGAAAUAAAAGAUCCCAGAAAUGUUCCAUACGUACAAAAAGCUUAUUUCUCUCAAAUGUUGUGAACAAAUUUGUUUACAUCCCUGUUAGUGAGCAUUUCUCCUUUGCCAAGAUAAUCCAUCCACCUGACAGGUGUGGCAUAUCAAGAAGCUGAUUAAACAGCAGGUGCACCUUGUCCUGGGGACAAUUAAAGGUCACUCUAAAAUGUGCAGUUUUGUCACACAACACAAUGCCACAGAUGUCUCAACUUUUGAGGGAGCGAACAUUUGGCAUGCUGACUGCAGGAAUGUCUACCAGUGCUGUGGCCAGAGAAUUUAAUGUUAAUUUCUCUGCCAUAAGCCUAUACCAUUGGAGGCCAAUGUUGUUUUAGGGAAUUUGGCAGUACCUCCAACCGGCCUCACAACCGCAGACCACGUGUAAUCACGCCAGGCCAGAACCUCCACAUCCGUCUUCUUCACCUGCGGGAAAGUAUGGUCGUGUCUACACUUGACACUUAUAUGUGACUUCUGCUAUCAGAAUACAAAGCUCGCAUUGAAAAGAUGGGUGUGUGUGGAUUUCUCCUCAAUCUGGACGCAAUCAGGCUACCGAAAGCGCAUACAGUGGGCGACAUAAUCAGCACUCCUCCCACAAGUCUCCAGAAAACAUGUGUUUUGGGACCGAGACGCACCUUUUCAUUAUAUCGUUAGAGGAAAUAUGUUCCUAGCAUGUGGGGAACGUGUUUGCUGUUCUCAUAAAUGCUAGCCAGCUAGCUAAUAUUUAGAACAAUUAUUUUUUGUUUGGCUAGAGUUAUGCUAACUCAUUUGCAAUCCCUUUAGCAUUGCUUGCUAACUUGCUGGCUAGCUACAGAGGUUAGCUGGCUACUUAGCUACAGCUACUGCCAUCAGCUGUUGUUGUGUUAUUAUCAUACAGUAUUUUGCCUAUUCCACAGUUUAUAGAAUGCAUACUGGCAUUUGAAUAUAGAGCGGGAACGGACCCAAUGUGGACAUGGUGGACACGUUCGGAAUUCCAUGAUCUGAACUCCAUUAUCAGAAUACAAAAGCUACACGUCCUCUGAAACCAGCCACCCAGACAGAUGAUGAAACUGUGGGUUUGUACAACCGAAGAAAUUCUGCACAAACUGUCAGGGAAGCUCAUCUGCGUGCCCGCCGUCCUCACCAGGGUCUUGACCUGACUGCAGUUUGGUGUCGUAACUGACUUCAGUGGAAAAAUGCUCACCUUCGAUGGCCACUGGCACGCUGGAGAAGUGUGCUCUUCAAGUAUGAAUCCUGGUUUCAACUGUACCGGGCAGAUGGCAGACAGCUUUUAUGGCGUAGUGUGGGCUAGCAGUUUGCUGAUGUCAACAUUGUGGACAGAGUACCCCAUGGUGGUGGUGGGGUUAUGGUAUGGGCAGGCAUAAGCUACGGACAACGAACAAAAUUGCAUUUUAUAGAUGGCAAUUUGAAUGCACAGAGAUACCGUGACGAGAUCUUGAUGCCCAUUGUCAUGCCAUUCACCUGCCUCCAUCACCUAAUGUUUCAGCAUGAUAAUGCACGGCCCCAUGUCGUGCAAAAAAUUAUUAAAUCCUGUUUUCGCUUUGUCGUUAUGGGGUAUUGUGUGUAGAUUGAUUAGGGGGAAAAUGUAUUUAAUCAAUUUUAGAAUAAGGUUGUAAUGUAACAAAAUGUGGAAAAAGUCAAGGGGUCUGAAUACUUUCCGAAUGCUCUGUAGAUUCACUGUAUUUCAAUCAGUUGCACAGUACAGUAUAAAGUGUAUAGCAGGGGUGGCAAAUUGACGGCCCACAAGCCAAAUCCGGCCAGCAAGCCUGCAGUGGAUUUGGGGACAUUAUAAUUAUGGUUGAAAAACAACUUCUGUUUAUACUUGAAUGUCUACAACCAAAAUGAUUGCCCACCCCUCAUAUAAAUCAUUUAGAGGAUACUGUAGAGAAUUUUCAUGUUCAGAUGUAAAGUGUGUGAAUCAGACAUGAGAUCGGACAACAAUGUAAAGACAGUAAUAGGAAAGGUUAUAUACAAUGCUUAUCAGAGCCUCUUUGCUAUGUUCCAGCUGCAUUGAACGUUAACACCAACGCCAACCCCAGCAGAGACUGCCAGGUAAGUGGUCCCUCCACACGUUUGUACAGUAUAUACUCUAUACUGUAUAUAACUCCCUUGGUAAGCAUACUAAAACUAUUUCAAAGUGUAUUAAUACUGUGUUUUGUGCUGCCCGUGCUGUCCACUCCUGGGAAAAUAGGGUUCCCCAUUCAAUCUAACUAUGACCCCUUUUUGCUAUAGUACAUUUCAGAAAUGGUUUCCUGGACACAGAAGCCUGAUCUUGGACUAAGAACCACUUUUAAUGGAGAAUCACCAUUGAACAUUUAUUUGAGUCUUGGACUAGGCUGAAUCUGUGUCUGGAAACCGUCUCUCAGUUUUUUAAGGCUAGGACCUUGUACCACAGCAUUAAGACACCUGCAACAUGCUGAGCAACCCGCUGGAGAUAUUUUGUUUUUGAUACUGUUGAUGUGAUUGAUUAAGCCAUCUGUGGGAAGAGCUAAAAGCCAUUGAAGGGCCAGUUUAUCAAUAGUGUAGUUCAUACAUGCAUACAGACCCUCACUUAAAAGAAGAACAGCACACAAACACACACACACACACACACAAUAGGGGGGAUUUAUACAUACAUAACCUUUCCUAUAGCCAAUCCUACGCUACCUUUUUUAUACACUACCAGUCAAAAGUUUUAGACACACCUACUCAUUCAAUGAAAUAACACAUAUGGAAUCAUGAAGCAAUCAAAAAAGGGUUAAACAAACCCUUUGCCUUGAUGACAGCUUUGCACACUCUUGGCAUUCUCUCAACCAGCUUCAUGAGGUAGUCACCUGGAAUGCAUUUCAAUUAACAGCUGUGCCUUCUUAAAAGUUAAUUUGUGGAAUUUCUUUUCUUCUUAAUGCGUUUGCGCCAAACAGUUUGGGGGGGUAUACAGAAGAUAGCCCUAUUUGGUAAAAGACCAAGUCCAUAUUAUGGCAAGAACAGCUCAAAUAAGCAAAGAGAAACAACAGUUCAUCAUUACUUUAAGACACGAAGGUCAGACAAUACAGAACAUCUCAAGAACUUUGAAUGUUUCUUCAAGUGCAGUCGCAAAAACCAUCAAGCGCUAUGAUGAAACUGGCUCUCAUGAGGACCGCCACAGGAAUGGAAGACCCAGAGUUACCUCUGCUGCAGAGGAUAUGUUCAUUAGAGUUACCAGCUUCAGAAAUUGCAGCCCAAAUAAAUGCUUCACAGAGUUCAAGUAAAAGAUACAUCAACAUCAACUGUUCAGAGGAGACAGGUGAAUCAGGCCUUCAUGGUCAAAAUGCUGCAAAGGAACCACUACUAAAGGACAUCAAUAAGAAGAAUUGGGCCAAGAAACACGAGCAACUCAAUUGAAUGUUUUAAUCAUUUGACAGCCCUACAUAGAACGUAUGUUCACAAUUAAACUUCUCUGUUUGAGCUACACCAUGGUAUCCAUCCCCUACCAGCCUUUACAAUCAUUAGGGGAUCCCCUGAAACGCCCUUAAUUAAAAUGAGGUACACCUGUGACUGGCAGAGGCAGGAGGGUUCGUUCAAGAACCACAACAAACUUCAACCCUGUUACACACACACACACCCUUUCCUCCACACAUAUACAUUUUAUCAUAGCUGCCACCACUAUGUCAUAGCUGCCACCGUUGUCACUAAACUGAUUGUCACCAUUGAUAAUGUAUUCAUACAUAGGAAAGACAUACACACAAACAAACAUACACUCCUGUCCUUUGAAACUCUUGUACCCACACACACACUGCCACACGCCAUUUAUUGACACUCCAAACACAGCCAGCAGCUAAUCUGUCACCUCCACACCGACACCAAAAACAACCAGUGGACCAAAACCCUGCAGACAGGGGCUACCGCCACCAUGUUUACGCUGUAGACACCAGCUACACCCGGCCUCCCUCGUUGUGGCCACCAGCCGAGCAUGUCGGUGCCUUGGCGACCGACCUCACCCCACCCUCACUGCAUGCCUUGUAGGUCUGUAUGUGUGCCGUGUGCAGGAGUGACAAUGCAAAAGUUGAUAGAGAGGUCAUUGCCGCCAAUGUCAAUAAUGAACACACCUGAAUCAGUCUUUUGGUGAAACUGCUAAAACAUUUUCAAGUGAUGAAUGCCUGUGGGUGUUUGAAUCACCUGCAUUAGUGUGACCAGAUUUUUUAGAUGCACAUAUAUUGCCACAAGGGUAACACCGAUAUCGGGCUUUAUGGAUUAUUUCAAAUUAGUUUGGCUACAGUGUUCUUUGGCUCCCGUCCAUAGGCCAAUUACCUUUCUGACAUACACAUCAGUGUCCUGUGUCUCCUAUAGGCCUACUGCUAUAUUACUUCUAUAUAUCUGUCCAUAUAUGUUUACGUUGAUACAUCUCCCCAUGCUGGAAAAUUAAGCAAAAAAAAAUGUGGCAACAUUUGUGUUACUUUGGGAACUCACUCAGUCCCCAUGCAUUCCCCCUCAAUUCCACCCCGCCAGUAUCUUGUGUCUCCCAAUGCAGGCCUACGUGGAGCUGAACGAGCUGAUGAAGGACCAGCAGAACCAGCAGGGCUUCUGGCAGGAGACGGGCCGAUGGGUGGGCUAUGAGGAGAGCUACGACCCAGAGGCCGGGGGCUGGGGACCCUCGCACAUCUCCUACCUCACCUUCAAGAGCCUCAUCCAGCUGCGCCGCACCAUGAACACAGGUCAGAACAGGGCCGUGUUCAUUAGGGUCACAGUGGAAAAUGUUUUGAAACGCUUUGAAAUGGAAAACGAAAAUUGAAAUUUCUUAAUCUAGUUAGAACCUUCGUGUUUUGUCCCAUUGCUUUUGUUUCGUUCUUAGUGACUAUGUCCCUGGGUUGUGAUUAUUAGGCACCAAACUGAAGAAAAUGUACUGAAACAGGAAAGGACUACCUGGGCUUGUCCAAUGAGAAAUGCACAUUUUCAUUUUAUGUUCUAAAAUGUUUUAAGAUGUUUUCCGUUGCAUGUCCUAAUGCAGCAUUUACAAACUAGGGGUUGCAACCCCAUGUGGGGUCGCUUGAUUUGAAAAUGGGGUCACGAGGGAAACUCUGCUUGGUUCAUAGAACCAUUGUGAUGUGAGUAACCUUCGAUAUCCGCUAAACAGGUUGUGACAAACAAAGCGGUUUCUGUUUUCUUCCUAUAAAUGUGGCUCUAACUUGUGAACGGUUGGAGCUAUAAGCUAUUACAAUGCUCACAGGCCAGGCACAGGACCAGCCACGCACAGGACCAGGCACCAAAUCAGACUCGGGGGAAAAGAACAUCAUCAUUGAAAGUAAUGAUGGUGUUCUUAUCUACACAGAAUAUCAUACAUACUUAUUACCUGAUCAUCUUCUGAACAUCCUAAUACCUUUCUGAUGCAUUUCAGUCACUUCAAACCAUAUUUCCUUCAGAUUUAAGCACUGUCAGACUGAUUUUUAAUAGACAGUCAUAGCGCCAAAUAAAAAAUUAAACAUUAGCUAUUGAUUACAUCACUUUUUUUUACAUGGUGAUCAGGCCAAAAUGGGGUCACAGGCCAAAAACAUUUGGGAAAACGACCCAGCAUAGAGUUGAAUGGAGGAAAAGGUCCCAUUCCAAUAGUUUUCAAAUGCAUCCUUCCUCCUUCUCUUAUAGAAGUAUUACUGAUCUGUAUGGAAUUUAUUCAAAUUUGAAUGGAAUAGAAUGGACUGAAAAGCCUGCCCACAGGGCACACCACGUCAUUUCAACGUUGACAUUUGGGUAAUAUUUGGUUGAGACGUUGAUCAAUGAGAUUUCAACCAUUAUUCACCCACUCAAAAAGACAGCCAGAAGUUUUCUAAAUUCCCAAUGUGUUAUCACUAUACUUUCAACCAUCUAAAAGCACAACUCAAUUCCAAUGGAAAAACUAUAUCUGCUUGUUGGUUUAGUUGUCAUCUAAAUGUCUUAUCUGCGCUUUCAACCAUUUAAAAGCACAACAAAGUUCAAAUGCGAAUACAAUAUCAAAUAUUUUGUAUUUAUACAACAACUUAAUGCGUUAUCACUGUGUUUCAUCAAAUAGCACAGCCAAAUAACCUGGAUUGCAGUUGUGAAUAACAUUAAAAGUACAUAGUGCAGGGCCUCCCGAGUGGUGCAGUGGUCUAAGGCUACAGACCCGGGUUCGAUCCCAGGCUGUGUUGCAACCGGCCGCGACCGGGAGACCAAUGAGGUGGUGUACAAUUGGCCCAGCGUCGUCCGGGUUAGGGGUGAGUUUGGCCGGCUGGGAUGUCCUUGUCCCAUUGCGCUCUAGUGACUCCUUCUGGUGGGCCGGGCGCAUGCAUGCUGACUUCGGUCGCCAGCUGUACAGUGUUUCCUCCGACACAUUGGUGUGGCUGGCUUCCAGGUUAAGCGAGCAGUGUGUCAAGAAGCAGUGCGGCUUGGCAGGGUCGUGUUUUGGAGGACACAUGGUUCUGAACUCCCGAGUCUGUACGGGAGUUUCAGCGAUGGGACAAGACUGUAACUACCAAUUGGUAUCACAAAAUAAAUAAAAAAAACGAAUAAAAAUGUAGUACAUAGUGCAAGUGAUCAAUGCUCCUCAAGCUUCUGUGCAGAUUAUUACAGCAAGUGUGAAGAUCUCCACAGACCUGCGACCUUUGCAUGCUAUCUUAAACAUGAACGCUUUCUAUGAUUACAUAAGAAGAUAUUUAAAGUUACAGUAAGCUAACCUCAAAAUGUAGCCAUGGAUGUGUUACACAUUUUAAGGUUGAAAAAAUACAGUUACAUUAGGUUGUAAGAUAGCCUUUACUUUAAGCUGUUGACAAAGCACGAUAGUUUCAUAUGAGCCACUGGCUUUAUCCUAUUCUUUAACUUUUAUUUUUUGUUGAGAUGGAGACGUGAAUCCAACAUACACUAUCGGUCUGACUUAGUCUGGCUUUAAUUCCAGUUUGUCUACAAAUUAAUAAUUCAUACACUAUCGGUCAAAAGUUUUAGAACACCUACUCAUUCAAGGGUUUUUCUUAAAUUGUACUAUUGUCUUGUAGAAAAUAGUAAAAAUAAAGAAAAACCCUUGAAUGAGUAGGUGUUCUAAAACUUUUGACCGAUAGUGUAUGAAUUAUUAAUUUGUAGACAAACUGGAAUUAAAGCCAGACUAAGUCAGUGGCACAGAUGGAUCUAUGCAAGUAGAAGAUACAUCUCCUUCAAAUGCUGAUUUUUGGUUUAGUUGACAACCAAACACAAUUCAAUAUCCAGUUUGUCUACAAAUUAAUCAUUUGAUACUGUAUGUUGGAUUCACAUCUCCAUCUCAACCAAAAAUCUAAGUAAAAAAAUAGGACUAAAUCUAAUCUAAUCAAACUUUAAAUGUGUUUUAAAUAAAGUUUGAUUUCAUUUAGUCCCAUUUUUUAACUUAGAUUUUUGGUUGAGAUGGAGUAUAGUGUCAUCUGAGCCAUUGGCUUUAUCCUAUUCUUUAAAAAAAACAAUUGGUUGAGAUGGAGACGUGAAUCCAACAUAUGAAUUAUUAAUUUGUUGACAAACUGGAAUUAAAGCCAGACUAAGUCAGUGGCACAGAUGGAACUAUGCAAGCAGAAGAUACAUCUCCUUCAAAUGUUGAUAUUUGGUUUCAUUGACAACCAAACACAAUUCAAUAUCCAGUUUGUCUCCAAAUUAAUCAUUUGAUACUGUAUGUUGAAUUCACAUCUCAAUCUAAGUUAAAGAAUAGGACUAAAUCUAAUCUAAUCUAAUCAAACUUCAAAUGCAUUUUAAAUUAAGUUUGAUUCCAUUUAGUCCUAUGUAGCAACGUUGAUUCAACCAGUUUGUGCCCAGUGCGUGGUUCCUUCUUCCUUUUAGUGAAGUAAUCACUGAUCUGGCAUGACUGGAUUGGCAAAAGCUAUGUUGUAACUCUGUCUUUGAUGUAUCCUUUUGUUGCAUAUCAGUAGCUACCUUGGAAAGGGAAAAGGAAGCAUUUAUUGAAAAGUGUUUGAACAGGGUUAGAAGAUGAGUGAAUAUCAUCAAGAUGAGAUCUUGAGAGAAAUUAUUCGAUUUUGACCUUGAAGCUCGAGUGAGCUCCAUCAACUGCCCUUCAACAAUAGAACCCAUCCGAACCUGUAUUUCUAGGUUGUGUUGCAAUUUAAGAGGAAAUUACCUAUAGGGGCAUUGCACCUGCAUAUUUCUCCCCAUAUAACCAUGUUGAUGUCCUGAUUCAGAGGGGUUGGGUUAAAUGCGGAAGACACAUUUCGGUUGAAUGCAUUCAGUUGUGCAACUGACUAGGUAUCCCCCUUUCCCUUUCCAUUCCUCUGUAGUUACUCUCUCUCUUCCACCCCUCUUACAUCAUUCAUUCUUAUUUUUACCCUGGCCCUGUUCAACCCCUCACCCUGUGAUGUUUGCUGUGGAUUGUUCAGGUGUGGUGAUGUUAGACCGGGAGGAGCGCAGUCUCUCCGGCAUCGCUGAGAAGAUAGUGGACGAGUUGGUCAACAAGAAAGAGAUCAGGCCCGGCGAUCGGGACGGGGUGCUCCGUUCCCUGCUCCAGAACCGCAGGUAAAGUUCACUAAGUGUUCACUAAGCUACGCUUCUAUGAUUAGUCAUCUUGCCCACGACCUGAAUACUUGUGUUUGCUGUCUAAGUAAAUGCCUUUAACACAAUGGGUUCAGAUGGUCUGUCACAGUAAAGUCCUACUCAGAUCUUUGUAUCGGAGGUGGUUCAAAGCCAAGCCAUACCACUGUCCAUAUAAAUACUAACUUAGGGACCAGUGGAGGCUCCUUAGAGGAGGAAGGGGAGGAGUAUCCUACUCAGUGAAUUUCAUUUGUUUUUGUUUUUGAAACUUUCAAAAAGCUAUCCUUUUUAGAUACAAUUAUACUAAAUAUAUUCACGUCACCAAAUAACUGAUUAAAACACACUGUUUUGCAAUGAAGAUCUACAGUAGCCUCAACAGCCGGUGUAAAUGCUAAACUGCUGUACUGCAUGAUUGUACACAUGGAUUGGAUUGUGGGUUUAUUAAUGCGUUAGUUCUAGUUUGUUGACUAUAACAUUAAUAUUGUGAAAAUGAUGUUGGCUAUGUUGCGGUUAGCGGUUACAAGCAAAGGGAAAAGGUGAGAGGAGGAGAGCACGUAGAUGUGAAAAGGAAUUAUACAACGAGCAAAGUGAUGAUGCUGUACAGUGCCUUGCAAAAGUAUUCAUCCCCCUUGGUAUUUUUCCUAUUUUGUUGCAUUACAACCUGUCAUUUAAAUGUAUUUUUAUUUGGAUUUCAUGUAAUGGACAUACACAAAAUAGUCAAAAUUGGGGAAGUCAAAUGAAAAAAAUUCUAAAAAAUAAAUAACGGAAAAGUGGUGCGGCAUUUGUAUUCACCCCCUUGGCUAUGAAGCCUCUAAAUAAGAUCUGGUGCAACCAAUUACCUUCAGAAGUCACAUAAUUAGUUAAAUAAAGUCCACUGUGUGCAAUCUAAGUGUCACAUGAUCUGUCACAUGAUCUCAGUAUAUUUACACCUGUUCUGAAAGGCCCAAGAGUCUGCAAGGGGCACCACCAAGCAAGCAGCACCAUGAAGACCAAGGAGCUCUCCAAACAGGUCAGGGACAAAGUUGUGGAGAAGUACAGAUCAGGGUUGGGUUAUAAAAGAAUAUCUGAAACUUUGAACAUCCCACGGAGCACCAAUAAAUCCAUUAUUAAAAAAUGGAAAGAACAUGGCACCACAACAAACCUGCCAAGAGAGGGCCGCCCACCAAAACUCACGGACCAAGCAAGGAGGGCAUUAAUCAGAGAGGCAACAAAGAGACAAGAGAUAACCCUGAAGGAGCUGCAAAGCUCCACAGCGGAGAUUGGAGUAUCUGUCCAUACGACAACUUUAAGCCGUACACUCCACAGAGCUGGGCUUUACGAAAGAGUGGGCAGAAAAAAGCCAUUGCUUAAAGGCAUGUGGGAGACUCCCCAAACAUAUGUAAAAAGGUACUCUGGUCAGAUGAGACUAAAAUUGAGCUUUUUGGCCAUCAAGGAAAACACUAUGUCUGGCGCAAACCCAACACCUCUCAUCACCCCGAGAACACCAUCCCCACAGUGAAGCAUGGUGGUGGCAGCAUCAUGCUGUGGGGAUGUUUUUCAUCGACAGGGACUGGGAAACUGGUCAGAAUUGAAGGAAUGAUGGAUGGCGCUAAAUACAGGGAAAUUCUUGAGGGAAACCUGUUUCAGUCUUCCAGAGACUUGAGACUGGGACGGAGGUUCACCUUCCAGCAAGACAUUGACCCUAAGCAUACUGCUAAAGCAACACUUGAGUGGUUUAAGGGGAAACAUUUCAAUGUCUUGGAAUGGCCUAGUUAAAGCCCAGACCUCAAUCCAAUUGAGAAUCUGUGGUAUGACUUAAAGAUUGCUGUACACCAGCGGAACCCAUCCAACUUGAAGGAGCUGGAGCAGGUUUUCCUACUUACAAAGCAUGUAGAGGUCUGUAAUUUGUAUCAUAGGUACACUUCAACUGUGAGAGACGGAAUCUAAAACAAAAAUCCAGAAAAUUACAUUGUAUGAUUUUUAAGUAAUUAAUUUGCAUUUUAUUGCAUGACAUAAGUAUUUGAUCACCUACCAACCAGUAAGAAUUCCGGCUCUCACAGACCUGUUAGUUUUUCUUUAAGAAGCCCUCCUGUUCUCCACUCAUUACCUGUAUUAACUGCACCUGUUUGAACUCGUUACCUGUAUAAAAGACACCUGUCCACACACUCAAUCAAACAGACUCCAACCUCUCCACAAUGGCCAAGACCAGAGAGCUGUGUAAGGACAUCAGGGAUAAAAUUGUAGACCUGCACAAGGCUGGGAUGGGCUACAGGACAAUAGGCAAGCAGCUUGGUGAGAAGGCAACAACUGUUGGCGCAAUCAUUAGAAAAUGGAAGAAGUUCAAGAUGACGGUCAAUCACCCUCGGUCUGGGGCUCCAUGCAAGAUCUCACCUCGUGGGGCAUCAAUGUUCAUGAGGAAGGUGAAGGAUCAGCCCAGAACUACACGGCAGGACCUGGUCAAUGACCUGAAGAGAGCUGGGACCACAGUCUCAAAGAAAACCAUUAGUAACACACUACGCCGUCAUGGAUUAAAAUCCUGCAGCGCACGCAAGGUCCCCCUGCUCAAGCCAGCGCAUGUCCAGGCCCGUCUGAAGUUUGCCAAUGACCAUCUGGAUGAUCCAGAGGAGGAAUGGGAGAAGGUCAUGUGGUCUGAUGAGACAAAAAUAGAGCUUUUUGGUCUAAACUCCACUCGCCGUGUUGGAGGAAGAAGAAGGAUGAGUACAACCCCAAGAACACCAUCCCAACCGUGAAGCAUGGAGGUAGAAACAUCAUUCUUUGGGAAUGCUUUUCUGCAAAGGGGACAGGACGACUGCACCGUAUUGAGGGGAGGAUUGAUGGGGCCAUGUAUCACGAGAUCUUGGCCAACAACCUCCUUCCCUCAGUAAGAGCAUUGAAGAUGGGUCGUGGCUGGGUCUUCCAGCAUGACAACGACCCAAAACACACAGCCAGGGCAACUUAGGAGUGGCUCCAUAAGAAGCAUCUCAAGGUCCUGGAGUUGCCUAGCCAGUCUCCAGACCUGAACCCAAUAGAAAAUCUUUGGAGGGAGCUGAAAGUCUGUAUUGCCCAGCGACAGCCCCGAAACCUGAAGGAUCUGGAGAAGGUCUGUAAGGAGGAGUGGGCCAAAAUCCCUGCUGCAGUGUGUGCAAACCUGGUCAAGACCUACAGGAAACGUAUGAUCUCUGUAAUUGCAAACAAAGGUUUCUGUAACAAAUAUUAAGUUCUGCUUUUCUGAUGUAUCAACUACUUAUGUCAUGCAAUAAAAUGCAAAUUAAUUACUUAAAAAUCAUACAAUGUGAUUUUCUGGAUUUUUGUUUUAGAUUCCGUCUCUCACAGUUGAAGUGUACCUAUGAUAAAAUUACAGACCUCUACAUGCUUUGUAAGUAGGAAAACCUGCAAAAUCGGCAGUGUAUCAAAUACUUGUUCUCCCCACUGUAUAUGGCGGGUGAUCAGGGUGCAUUCAUUCCGCCGAUUCUGUUGCAAAACGUUUUUUAAACAGAAGCAAACGGAACAAAACGUGGAGGACAUACCUGAGUUUGUCCAACAGAAACUCUCGUUUUAGUUUUCUGCAACAGUUUGGACUAAUGAUUACACUGUCUGUCACCUUGAUUACUCCAAUUUGUCUCUCGACCGGUGCACCCACAUUAUAAACUUUCAUUUGUAGGUUAGGUUGUAGCAACCUCAUGAUGGGUAUAGGGCAAAUUCUAGUAUCAUGUAGUAGCCUAAACCUAUUGAUGUUACAUUGAGCUAAGUGAAUGGAAUAUGAAUGACAGUCAUCCAAUAUGCAGUAGUAGAAAUAAGGCCAUACUCAUAAAAAAAAAUCUUCCUCCUUAAUCUUAAACGCCACCGACCGCCACUGUUAGGGACAGACCAGGGGCCUGUUAAACCAGUUGAGUAUAUGUCUGGUCGUAACUCUACAACUGACUUAGAAUGCGGACCUAAGAAUUAUACCUGUUACAUUACCUAGGCAUAAGCCUUUCUAUGAGCUAUACAUACAGUACAUGAAUACAUAUACAUCUAUAUGGUUCUGAGACAAACUGUUAAUAAAUAUAAGGUGUGAUUCUCUCCCCAGGCAAACUGCAGGAGAUAGCCAACCCUUGAUCGGGGGGACUGAGAUGCAGACCUUUUCUGUCAAAGAGAGGGUACGUCACCCUGUCCUGUAAUAUGUCAUUCAGUCAGCAGUCACCCAAAACAGUAAUAGAUCAACAAUACCAACAUUUAAAAACACACAAAUUAAAUGUAAAUGUGUUCAAACAGCCAUUUCAGAUCAUUGAUUUUACUACAUACUAUAAACAUCACGUUUCUUCCCUCAGAGAGAUGCAACUGACACUGUAGAGGCCUCUAUGGUGCUUGUUGGUAAGUGCAAAUCUGAAUUGGUUAUCAGUACAGUGUGUGUGUGUGUGUGUGUGUGUGUGUGUGUGUGUGUGUGUGUGUGUGUGUGUGUGUGUGUGUGUGUGUGUGUGUGUGUGUGUGUGUGUGUGUGUGUGUGUGUGUGUGCGCAUCUUCAUGCCUGUGCACGUGUGCAUGUGUAUGUAUACGCAUACCUCACAGGAGGUUGGUGGCACCUUAAUUGGGGAGGAUGGCUCAUAAUAAUGUCUGGAAUGGAGGGAAUUGAAUGGUAUAAAACACAUGGAAACCAUACUGUAUGUUUGAUGAGUUCGAUACCAUUCCAUUGAUUCCGUUCCAGCCAUUACUAUAAGCCCGUCCUCCCCAAUUAAGGUGCCACCAACAUCCUGUGUCAUACCUAUGUAUGCUUAUGUUUGUUUGUGUGUGUGUGUGUGUGUGUGUGUGUGUACCAGGAGCUCUGGACUUCCUGGAGAGGCCAACGGUGGCGUUUGUGCGUCUGAAGGAGGCUCUUGUUCUGGAUUCGGCCCUGGAGGCCCCAGUGCCAGUCCGCUUCGUCUUUAUCCUGGUGGGCCCCACCAAGAGUGACAUGGACUACCACGAGACCGGCCGCGCAAUGGCAGCACUCAUGGCCGACAAAGUGAGUUAGCGAAUUAAAAGGUCCAAUGAAAGAGCAGGAAGUGGAGAAGAGCUAAACUGUACAGGAAAUGAGAGCACGUAAACAGGAAAUGGUAAUCAUAAAAAAAGAGAUUCAUGACACAUUUUGUAACCAGUAUCAGUACAUGUUUGUAAGAUAUGGUUGUUUCUAGGACUACAACCAUGAUACACUCUCCAUUUAGGAGAAAUGCAAAACAAUUUCUCCAUUGAGCAUGUUUAUUAUUCCAGGACUAGGCUUAUCUAGUGUCUGGGAACUUUUUCACAUCCCCAUUUCUUUGCCCUCUCUUCUUUUCCCUCCAUCCCAGGUGUUCAACCAGGCGGUGUUCCAGGCGCAAGGCGAGCGAGAGCUGACGGACGCGGUGGCUGACUUCAUGGACUGCAGCAUUGUGAUCCCUCCCACGGAGAUCCAGGAUGGGGCAAUGCUCCAGUCCAUCAUCGGCUUCCAGAAGAAACUGCUGCAGGAGAGGCUCAGCCCCUCCGGCCCCGUGUUGCGUCUGGACAUGAAUCCACGCAAACGUGGGUGGAGGCUCAUUGACAUAUUCUACAAUAAUACAAUAGAAUAGAAUAAAAUAAAAUAGCAUCAAUACAUGAGCAUACACAUACAUAAGUGUUACAAAAACCCACUUUCAUCUACAGCACCUGUUUUGUAGUUGGUUGAUGGAGGUCUCCCUCUGUUAAAAAAUCUCUCAAAACAUAACCUUUCCCCCAAAAAAUGGAACAUAUCAGCAUUUCUCCCUUAUUUAAAUAUGUUUUAUUAGAAGUAUAUUCCAAACCUUCCCAGCUUAGCUGUACCUAAUAUUUUCCUAGUUUCCAAACCAUCUGGGCCUCCUCCUGAGGAUCCUCUGGUCCGUACGGGUCGGCCGUUCGGCGGCAUGAUACGAGAUGCGAAGAGACGCUACCAGCACUAUGUGAGUGACUUCACCGAUGCCCUCAACGCUCAAGUUCUCGCCGCUGUCAUCUUUAUCUACUUCGCCGCCCUGUCCCCUGCCGUCACCUUCGGAGGACUGCUAGGUAAGUACUGUGUGUGUUGAGUGUGUGUGUUGAGCGUGCGUGCGUGCUUGCUUACGUGUUCGCAUGUAUGUGUGUGUGUGUGUAUAUAUGUGUGUUCGUGUUAUCUAUGUGUCAGAGUGAGCCUGUCAGGUGUGCCAGAUGGGUGUGGUUUGUACUUUAGGGACUAUUCCAUUGGGCUAGGCAAGCUCAAUCAAACGCAGCUAAAAUAUUUGAAAGAAAACAAAUACUAUUCAAACCCAUGUCUGUAACGCCAUAACCUCUCCUUUCCCACUCCCCUACUUCAGCUGAUAAGGUGGACAACAUGAUGGGUGUGUCUGAGCUCCUGGUCUCCACCUGUGUCCAGGGGGUCAUUUUCUGCUGCAUCGCAGCCCAGCCUGUCCUGGUCAUUGGCUUCUCAGGCCCACUGCUCGUGUUUGAGGAGGCCUUCUUUGCCGUGAGUGAUUCCUCUAGUAACGCAACACCUGCAAAAUGGCUGAGGAGCUAUGGCUCUCUAUAUUUGAUUGACAAAAAAUGGAUAUUCCAUCGUGCAUGCAAUGAUGCAUCUUAUUGAAGUGUUUUUGUUAGUGUGUUUUUUUCUUUCUGUUAUGUUUGUGGUGUCAUAUGUGUUUCAUCAUAUUUAAUUAAAUGUAUGAAUGGUAAAUGAUCAUAUGAGAAUGCUAAAGAUAUUAGUCCAGGCAAUAUGUGCCACAUUUGAGGUGAUAUGUUAACUUUUUCAUUAAAGUAUGAAACUUGGUACACUUGUACAGUUUGGGGCCCUGAACAUUUUCAAAUAUGGAGCCAGGUGGUUGUGGCGGUAUAGCAAAAUGGCCACCAUGGCUGCCUGGAGUGGUUUUUGAUUGUAAACAUAGGGGUAGACAUAAUAUUUCCAUGUUAUUAUGUUUGGUUGAGGAGAUAUGACGUAAAAUACAUAGGAAUGGAAAAUGGCUGCCACAGCCGUCAUGAGAUGUUUUUGCGAUGGAUCCAUAUCUGAAAAUGUUCAGGGCUCCAAAAUGUACAAGUUUCAUGUUUUUAUGAAAAAGUUCACAUAAUUUUCACAUAUCGCCUUGACUAUUUGUAGAAUACCACUAAAUAUCACUGACCACUGGCAAUAACCUGGAGUCAUUCCAUUCCAUCCCAUUCAGUUCUGUAAGUCUCAGGACAUUGAGUACAUUGUGGGGCGAGUGUGGGUGGGCGUGUGGCUGGUGGUCAUCGUGGUGGUCAUCGUGGCGUUCGAGGGAAGUUUCUUGGUCCGCUUCAUCUCCCGCUUCACCCAGGAGAUCUUCUCCAUCCUCAUCUCCCUCAUCUUCAUCUACGAGACCUUCUCCAAGCUGGGCAGGGUAUACAUCACCAUCCCACCUCUGCCCAUCCUGUUACAUAACACUACUCAACUGUCAUUAAUGUUACAUUUAUUCAGUCUACUGUCAUUAUUGUUCCAUUACAUUACUCCACUGUCAUUAGCGUUACAUUACGUUAUUCCACUGUCAUUACUGUUACAUUACUCCACUGUCUCCAAUCCUCUUGCUCUCUCUCAACUUUAUUUCAAUAUCAAUUACUGGUAUCUGACUCGAAGGACCGGAUAAAUAAAUAAUUGUUUUAGCUCAAAAACAGGAAUUCAUCCAAUCGCUGUCUGUAGAUUUUCAAGGCCCACCCAUUGAUCCUGAACUACGACCACCUCAACAACACGGUGGAGGACCCAUGGCACCCAGUGGUGAUGCACAACUACCUGUAUGACAACAGCACGGGCAACACCACCACCACAGUCAACAUCCUGGACCGGGCCUACCCCAACACGGCCCUGCUCUCCAUGUGCCUCAUGUUUGGAUGCUUCUUCAUCGCCUUCUUCCUGCGCCAGUUCAAGAAUGGGACCUUCCUACCUGGAAAGGUAAUGAUAUGAAUUAAUUAAUGAUCUCUAUUCAACAAUUUAAUGUACAUUUAAAGUGGCCUCAGCCAUGUGAAUACAACAAUGCAUAUAUUGAGGAUAAAGUCAACAGACUCAUUUCCAUUGUCAACAGACUCAUUUCCAUUGUAACAUGAUUUCAUUUCAAUAGGGCUUGCAUCUUUAGUUUUAACAACUUUUUUUACAUCCUCAUCCCCUCUCACAUUGGGGAUCAAUAAAGUUAAACUCAAUGAAAUUAUUCAAGUUCUAUAAGCACUUUAAAUUAUAAGACAGGGGACUCGGCACUAGCCUAGGAGCCAGUCAGAUACACUUGUCAAGCUUUGUUGUUAUGUGUUUGUCUGCCUUUCAGAUCCGGCGCUUGAUUGGGGACUUUGGGGUGCCCAUUGCUAUUUUCUUAAUGUGUGUUGUGGACAUCAACAUAGAGGAUGCCUACACCCAGGUUAGUCCUUGCUAGCCUGGUCUCAGAUAUGUUUGUGCUCUUUCCAACUCCAUUGCUCUGUCAUUGUCGGAUCAAACAUGUUCGCAUGGUGGCACAUACAGACUGGCACUCAGGCUAAGUCCUUAAGUCUAUGACUGCAGGCGUUCUGGAAAUUUUCAACCCUACGUUCAACUAAAGUAUCAAUUCACUUUGUUAUAGAAUAAACUUGUAGUGUGAGUUGAGCAUAAUAAACGUAACUUACCUGAUGUAGGAAUAGAUCAAAUGAAUUAAAAGUUGGCCACCCUAACUGGUGUCUUUCCCUGGUUAGAAACUGGUGGUGCCCAAGGGUCUGACGGUGUCAAACCCCGCUGCCAGAGGUUGGCUCAUCAACCCGUUUGGCGAACACAAGGCUUUCCCCGUGUGGGUGAUGUUCGCUUGCUGUGUGCCCGCUUGUCUCGUCUUCAUCCUCAUCUUCCUCGAGUCCCAGAUCACCACGUGAGUGACAGCUGUCAAUCAGUAAUCAGGCCAUUUACAAAGUUUACAGUUUAAAAUCAGUCCAUUUACAAAAUCAGUCUAUUUCACUUGUAAGUCCUGCCAUUUACAAGUGAAAUGAUGAAAUUGUGUGAUUGUGAAAUAAAUAAUUGGAUAGAAAUUACAUUUACAAAGGUAACUGAGAUAUGAAAUAAUAAUUUCUUGUGGAAAACAUACUCAGACAGCAAUAUGCUUGUAUCUCCACUUUGCCCUCAGAAAGGCUACCAUAGGUUGUAGGUGCUAGGUUUUUUUUCUGGACAGGGUUUUGUAAUGAUGGCCCUGUCCAAAACCCCUAAUCCCCAUCUCCUAGAAACUUGUUUCUAAGGAUUGUUUCUGGACAAGGCCAUCGAUACACGACCCUUACCCCUAAUACUUACCCUUACCCAUAACCUAACCUAUAUUGUUUUCCUUGUCAGUCUGAUUGUGAGUAAGCCGGAGAGGAAGAUGGUCAAGGGAUCCGGCUUCCAUCUGGACCUUCUCAUCCUGGUGGGCAUGGGCGGGUUUGGUGCCAUGUUUGGUGUGCCGUGGCUGAGUGCCGCCACCGUGCGUUCGGUUACCCACGCCAACGCCCUCACUGUCAUGAGCAAGGGGCCCAAGCCGGAGAUCGAGAAGGUUGUGGAGCAGAGGGUCAGUGGGAUUCUGGUGGCUCUACUCGUCGGUGAGUGACCUCACUACUUGAUCACAGUGCUGGAAAAAGUACCCAAUUGUCAUACUUGAGUAAAAGUAAAGAUACCUUAAUAGAAAAUGACUCAAGUAAAAGUGAAAGUCACCCAGUAAAAUACUACUUCAGUAAAAGUCUAAAAGUAUAUGGUUUUAAAUAUACUUAAGUAUCAAAAGUAAAAGUAUAAAUCAUUUCAAAUUCCUUACAUUAAGCAAACCCGAUGGCACCAUUAUUUAUUUAUUUUUUACUUAUGGAUAGCCAGGGGCACACUCCAACACUCAAACAUCACCUACAAACUAAGCAUGUGUGUUUAGUGAGUCCGUCAGAUCAGAGGCAGUACGGAUGACCAGGGAUGUUCUCUUGAUAAGUGCGUGAAUUGGACCAUUUUCCUGUCCUGCUAAGCAUUCAAAAUGUAACAAGCACUUUUGGGUGUCAGGGAAAAUGUAUGGAGUAAAAAGUACAUUAUUUUCUUUAGGAAUGUAGUGAAAAGAAAGUUAAAGUUGUCAAUAAUAUAAAUAGUAAAGUAGAGUACAGAUACCCAAAAAAAAAUACUUAAGUAGUACUUUAAAGUAUUUUGACUUAAAUACUUUACACCACUGCUUGAUCAGUCAAUUCUUAUUCGUAUAUGGAAAAAAAAUACAUUUCAAAUAUAUGUUUUUAUACAUCUUUUAGGAUACAUGUGAAAUAUUUUUAUUUUAUUGAUUUUUUUAACCACCUUUUUCUCCCCAAUUUUGUGAUAUCCAAUUGCGGUCCAAUUACGAUCUUGUCUCAUCACUGCAACUCCCCAAUGGGCUCGGGAGAGGUGAAGGUCGAGUCAUGCGUCCUCCGAAACAUGACCCGCCAAGCCGCACUUCUUAACACACGUUCGCUUAACCCGGAAGCCAGCUGCACCAAUGUGUUAUUCUACUAUGUAGAAAAUAGUAAAAAGAAAGAAAAACCCUUGAAUGAGUAGGUGUUCUAAAACUUUUGACCGAUAGUGUAUCUUUUUAUUAAAAUGUAUGGUAAAAAAAAAUUAAAAGGCCAAAUCAUAUUGUAACGAAAUGGUAACUGUCCUAACAAUGCAACUUUAAAGAUGCACUAUGCAGGAAUCGCUCCACCAUUUCCUGGUCGCUAAAAUUCUAAUCGUUUGCCUAAUUUCAGUUUAUGUGACAAAACAAGCAAGUAUAGUGUAGAGAACCAUUGUACCAUCUAAACCAAUGUGAAAUAUAUUUUCCAAAACAAACGUAUUUUUAAAUGUUUGAAGCUGGUGUACAAAACCGAAAGUAAAAGACGCAAAAACUAAACUUAAGAACGGGAAACAUAGAAAUAGCGCUCAUGGAACAGAUCUACCGCUUCUUAGACUUGCUUUCAAUGAGAAUGACAGAUCUACACUAAACAAUAAUAUAAACACAACAUGCAACAAUUCCAAUGAUUUUACUGAGAUACAGUUCAUAUAAGGAAAUCAGUUAAUAAAUUCAUUAGACCCUAAUCUAUGGAUUUCACAUUACUGGGAAUAAAGAUAUGUAUCUGUUGAUCACAGAUACCUUAGAAAGAAGGUAGGGGCAUCGAUCAGAAAACCAGUAAGUAUCUGGUGUGACCAUCAUUUGCCUCAUGUAGCGCGAUACAUCUCCUUCGCAUAGAGUUGAUCAAGCUGUUGAUUGUGGCCUGUAGAAUGUUGUCCCACUCCUCUUCAAUGGCUGUGCGAAAUUGCUGGACAUUAUCGGGAACUGGAACAAGCUGUCGUACACGUCGAUCCAGAGCAUCCCAAACAUGCUCAAUGGGUGACAUGUCUGGUGAGUAUACAGGCCAUGGAAGAACUGUGUAAAGAUCCUUGUGACAUGGGGCCAUGCAUUAUCAUGCUGAAACAUGACGUGAUGGUAGUGGAUGAAUGGCACGACAAUGGGCCUCAGGAUCUCGUCACGGUAUCUCUAUGCAUUCAAAUUGCCAUCGAUAAAAUGCAGUUGUGUUCAUUGUCCAUAGCUUAUGCCUGUCCAUACCAUAAUCCCACUGCCAUGAUAGGGCACUCUGUUCACAACGUUGACAUCAGCAAACCGCUCGCCCACAUGACGCCAUACACACUACGCUGUCUGCCAUCUGCCCGAUACAGAUGAAACUGGGAUUCAUCCGUGAACAGCACACUUCUCCAGUGUGCCAGUGGCCAUCAAAGGUGAGUAUUUGCCCAUUGAAGUCAGGUUACAACGCCGAACUGCAGUCAUAUCAAGACCAUGGAGAGGACGACGAGCACGCAGAUGAGCUUCCCUGAGACGGUUUCUGGCAGUUUGUGCAAAAUGUGUCCGUUGUGCAAACCCACAGUUUCAUUUGCAGUCCGGGUGGCUGGUCUUAGACGAUCCCGCAGGUGAAGAAGCCGGAUGUGGAGGUCCUGGGCUGGCGUGGUUACACGUGGUCUGCGGUUGUGAGGCCGGUUGGACGUACUGCCAAAUUCUAUAAAACGAUGUUGGAGGCAGCUUAUGGUAGAGAAAUUAACAUUAAAUUCUCUGGCAACAGCUCUGGUAAAGUAAUUUUCUCUGAUGAAUCCCCUUUCCGAUUGUUUGGGGCAUCCGGAAAAAAGCUUGACCGGAGAAGACAAGGUGAGCGCUACCAUCAGUCCUGUGUCAUGCCAACAGUAAAGCAUCCUGAAACCAUUCAUGUGUGGGGUUGCUUCUCAGCCAAUGGAGUGGGCUCACUCACAAUUUUGCCGAAGAACACAGCCAUGAAUAAAGAAUGGUACCAACACAUCCUCCGAGAGCAACUUCUCCCAACCAUCCAAGAACAGUUUGGUGACGAACAAUGCCUUUUCCAGCAUGAUGGAGCACCUUGCCAUAAGGCAAAAGUGAUAACUAAGUGGCUUGGGGAACAAAACAUCAACAUUUUGGGUCCAUGGCCAGGAAACUCCCCAAACCUUAAUCCCAUUGAGAACUUGUGGUCAAUCCUCAAGAGGCGGGUGGACAAACAAAAACCCACAAAUUCUGACAAACUCCAAGCAUUGAUUAUGCAAGAAUGGGCUGCUAUCAGUCAGGAUGUGGCCCAGAAGUUAAUUGACAGCAUGCCAGGGCGGAUUGCACAGGUCUUGAAAAAGAAGGGUCAACACUGCAAAUAUAUACCUUAAUGUAAUUGUCAAUAAAUGCUUUUGACACUUAUGGAAUGCUUGUAAUUAUACUUCAGUAUACCAUAGUAACAUCUGACAAAAAUAUUUAAAAACACUGAAGCAGCAAACUUUGUGAAGACCAUUACUUGUGUCAUUCUCAAAACUUUUGACCACGACUGUACAUGACCCCAUGGGUACUUUUUCCACCACUGAAAUUAGUAAACAAUUUUCAUACUUGAGUAAAAGUAAAGAUACCUUAAUAGAAAAUGGCUCAAGUAAAACUACUUAAGUAGUGUUUUAAAGUAUCUUUACUUAAGUACUUUACACCACUGACUAAUUACAAAAAACUUGAGAAACAUACACAUAGGAUAUUGCCAUAAACCAGAGGAGGCUGGUGGGAGGAGUUAUAGAAGGACGGGCUCAUUGUAAUGGCUGGAAUGGAAUAAUAGGAACAGAGUCAAACACAUUGUUUCCAUGGGUUUGAUGUGUUUGGUACCAUUCCGUUGAUUCCAUUCCAGCCAUUACAAUGAGUUCCUCCCUAUAGCUCCUCCCACCAGCCUCCUCUGCCAUAAACAAUACACUAACUGUUCACUGUGUCCUUCUUGCAGUAUCAUUGUUAGAUAGUGGCCCAUUUUAUACUGUAAUAUUGUUUUCCCUAGGUUAAAACAGAUCUAGGAUAAUCUUCCCCUCCCCCAAUCCUAACCAUUAGUGGGGGAAUGCAAAACUGACCCCAUCAGUGUCUAGGGGCAACUUCACCCUUCACCUGUAUUGACAAGGCUAAUACCUGUCUGUAUCCAGGUCUGUCCAUUCUCAUGGAGCCCAUCCUGAAGAUGAUUCCGAUGACGGCUCUGUUCGGGAUCUUCCUCUACAUGGGAAUCACCUCGCUCAACGGGAUCCAGUUGUGGGAUCGCAUUCUGCUCCUGCUCGUCCCCAAGAAAUACCACCCCAACGAGCCCUACGCCACCAGGGUAUAUUAACAGACAGCAGAUCCCUGACACAGUAUGCCCACUGUGUGUCAGGGAUCUGGGCAAAAUGUGGCAUAUAAUGUGACGUCUUUAUGACACCAUUUUCUGGUUAUAAACCGUUUUUUGGUUGAGAAGAUGUCAUAUAACCAGACUAUAUCCAACUGGACUCUUACAACCAGUUAAAGACAUAUUUUUUCAUGACAAGAUCAAGACGCCAUGGGAAAGACGUCAUAUUUAGGUUAUUAUGUGUUAGUUUUUUUGGUCAGAUUACAACCAGAUAAAGGCGUCACGCUGUAUGCCUCUGUAUUCUUAUGUAUUGGCUAGGACUCCCUCAAAAAGGAGAUGGUAUAAGUAAAUAAAUAACAAUCAGAAUUCCCUUUCUCCUUAUUCCUGCUUGCACUAGGUGUCAACGGGCAGGAUGCACCUUUACACAGCCAUCCAGGUGGUGUGUCUGGCAGUGCUGUGGAUCGUCAAGUCCAGCCCCGCCUCCCUGGCCCUGCCCUUUGUUCUCAUCCUCACUAUCCCCCUCCGCAUGGCCAUGACCGGACGCUUCUUCACCGAACUGGAGAUGAAAUGUGUAAGUAGACAUCAGGGUGUUGCGUGUGGUCCUAUUAUAAAGCUUGGUGCUGGUAAUAGUAAGGUUGUGGGUUCGAUUCCCGAAGGGGAUCACAUACACAUACGAAAAAAGGAAUGCACCCACUGUACUGCAAGUUGCUUUGAAUAAAAUAAUCUACUAAGUGGUAUAUAUUAUUAUUAUCUGUACAAUACAGAACAAUACAGUACAAUGCAGCAUACCAACAGCCAACCUCACUCCCACCCUCAUCUAUACCAUGCUGUUCAUCAUUGUGGGUUGAUUCUUCAUUUGAAAUCAGUUCUUUCGAAGGCCUUUGUUUGGUUUGGUCUCAUACACAAAGCUUCCAAUGAGCACAACGUUUGUUGAGGUUGACAUCGAAUGAGAUCGUUCCUUACUGUUAUGUGUUUCCUUGUUCUGUUGUGUUUCAGUUGGACGCUGACGAUGCUAAGGUGACAUUCGAGGAGGAGCCUGGACAGGACAUGUACAAUGAAACUCAGAUGCCAUUG
Molecule: messenger RNA, 26529 nt
Organism: Coregonus sp. 'balchen'
Lineage: Eukaryota; Metazoa; Chordata; Actinopteri; Salmoniformes; Salmonidae
Source: the annotation of a GenBank genome assembly